Messenger RNA from Clonostachys solani, 717 nucleotides. NCBI's taxonomy places the organism in Eukaryota, Fungi, Ascomycota, Sordariomycetes, Hypocreales, Bionectriaceae. The record is from the annotation of a GenBank genome assembly.
AUGUCCGCCACUGCCACAAGGCGAGCUUUAUUCCUGCCUGAGCUUGUUGCCCUUAUUAUCGCGGCCGGCAGGGACAACGACCGGGUUUUGUACGCCUGCCUCUUCGUCAACCGUCUCUUCUUUAGGGAGUCAUGCAAGCUCCUGUGGCAAGAGUGCAAUACCUAUGGCCUUUUGGUGAAUAUAGGCCAUCUUGUCCAGCUGAGCAAGCGGAAUCAGCAACGGGCGCAGGUGUAUGCCAACUUCAUCCAGGUUCUCGACUUUGACGCGCCCGAGGGAUCAGAUGCGUCAAGGCUUGAGGCUCAGUGGCAUGAAGAUCUGGCUUGUCUGCAGUUCCCACUACUGCGAGAAGUCAUAAUCCGUCGUUUCAACCAUUGCAAUUCCGUUAUCCGGUAUGCGCAGCCGAGCUUGAGAGUAUUCAGCCUCUGGCCAGCCAGCCAGCUCUCCGAUGCCUUCCUAGACCAGCUCGGCCGUCAGUCACCUAGACUGAUUAAUAUCUCUCUGGGCCAGUCUACGGAAAGCACUGUUACCGAGGCGGGUGUGGUGCGACUGCUGCAGUGCCUGCGUGCUAUACGGCAUCUCACACUCUCGCCCGAGUUCGAUCAAGUCUGGUCACGAGAGGCCUUUUGCGCCGUUGCGAAAUACACAUACCUAGAAUCAUUGGAUAUACCGAAGAAUGGAUCGAAGACCUAUUUCCGAUACAAGGAUUCCGCCACCUAA